Molecule: messenger RNA, 1471 nt
Organism: Caenorhabditis auriculariae
Lineage: Eukaryota; Metazoa; Nematoda; Chromadorea; Rhabditida; Rhabditidae
Source: the annotation of a GenBank genome assembly
AUGCCAGGUAUUUCGAUUUCGGAAGAUCCUUGGCGCUUUUUUGUGAAUUCCGGUGGAACAAUAGAUUACAAUGAAAUCCACAAUAGCGAAUGGCAGUGGCUUGUUCAGGUCUCUUUUAAAUGUAUAUUUUAUAUUAAAGAUCGGUUUUUCAACAGAGCCAGAAAGUGGUAGAAGAUGACCAGCUAAGGCAUUACGUUGAGCUGCGAACUAUGUCAGAGUUGACCUUUGUCAUUUUUUUGAGGUUAAAUUUUUUUAUUCUGUUGGGGCAUUUCAAAGCGGAAAUAACAAAUAAAAAAACCUAAGAACGGCUUCGACACUUUUCGAAUUUAUCUUUUUAUUUUAGGUGCUUCAUAAAGGAUUUCAAAAGGCCGCGUUCAAAGUAGUUUCGCUAAAUAGUCUUUUAUUCUCUUACAUUUUUAUACUUUUUUCGCACUCUGACGGCCAUUUAUAUUUCGCCAAAAUUACUCUGAACGCGAAACAAUCAAAAUAAUUUUCAUGGCUUUUUUUCAGCCACAACAAAUUCUGCGUGAAAUUCAGUCGGACACCGGAGUUUCCAGAAGAAGAGCCUCGCAUCACCGGGUCAUACACUUCUGCUUUUUCCUUCGAGUGGGAUUUUGAGGCAUUUCCAUUGCUUCCCUAGUAAAUUCCACAUUUUCUUUCAAGGGUAGUCGGAAAACGUUGAAGUCUGUGAUUCGGGAGUAUAUUGAUUUUGCGAAAGUUAUGGAUUUUGCAAUCGGCCAGUUUGAUCAACUUUCGCGUGAAGAAUAUGUGGUCUGUUCUCAGUUUGAAGUUUGAAUGGAAAUCGCUCAUAAAAAUCAUUUAGAACUUGGAAUUAAUCUCAACUAACUGAAAAAAUUUGCAAGAGCUGAUUAAGGAAAGAUUGAUUUUUUUAACGCUGCUGAAAAAAAAACGACCGACAGUUUCAAAACGCGCAAAUUCUUUCCCUUUAAACUCGGCAAAAGUACAAAAGCGUCAAUAAGGAAAAAUAAUUUUUAAAAUUUUUUAUUUGUUUAUGAGUUUUCUACUUUUUCAACCACUAGUGUAAACUUGAAUUAGAAUUUAGACUGAGUUUUUGAAAAGUUUUUUGUUCAGAUCAAAUCGCUUGAUGUAGACGAGAAUUAUCCUGAGUGUUUAACGGCUGAAAUCGUUGUUCCUGUACGUUUCAAUCAAUUUCAACCAUUGCAUCUAAACUUUUUUCAAACUUUAUAUUGAUUGCAUUCUUCUAAGGUUUGCAAUGAAACUCUGUGGAUUUCGGUUGAAUGGGCGGAGCCGCAAGAGUUCCCACGAAAACUUCGAUUAUCUAACCCUUCUCGAUUGCAAAAAUUGAAUUGCGAUGAGUGAGUUCCUCCCAAUAAAAACAAAGAAAAAAAGUUUUUCUGCUUAUAGAUGGAACGUGGAACAAAGCAUUGCUCAGAAUUUGCGGCAAAUUUUUAACAAUGGCUUUGAAUUGGAUUCUUCUUAUCGCCAUUGA